AUGGCUACCAAGAGGAUUAACAAGGAGUUGAAAGACCUGCAGAAGGACCCCCCUGCUUCAUGCAGUGCUGGUCCUGUUGCUGAUGAUAUGUUCCAUUGGCAAGCAACAAUUAUGGGCCCAGCUGACAGCCCAUUUGCUGGUGGUGUAUUCCUUGUGUCCAUUCACUUUCCACCAGAUUACCCAUUCAAGCCACCCAAGGUCUCCUUCCGCACAAAGGUUUUCCACCCUAACAUCAACAGCAAUGGAAGCAUUUGUCUUGAUAUUCUCAAAGAACAGUGGAGCCCUGCUCUUACAAUAUCCAAGGUUCUUCUGUCAAUCUGUUCACUGCUGACUGAUCCAAACCCUGAUGAUCCCCUGGUGCCUGAAAUUGCUCACAUGUACAAGACAGACAGAGCCAAGUAUGAAACCACUGCUCGGUCCUGGACCCAGAAAUAUGCAAUGGAGCAGGAAGCUGGCACUCCUUUGGAGUGGAUCUGUUUAUGGUUGGGUCUUGGAGCCGAGAUUUUGAACUUGUCAAAUUCUCAAUUGGCCGGCCCUAAAUUCCUUGGGGGAAAACGGCCGAGGCAUGGCCUCUCAACUGUUACUCUUUCUGAAUCCUCGAUCCUUGUCCAAUCAUUUGAUGCAUCUAUCUCUGCCAAAACCAUGGGUUGGGUAGAUCAAGGUUGUGAGCUUCCUGCUGUUAUGGAUCUAUUUAUUAGGAAUCAACUAAUGGAAGUUUAUGGAAUGGCAGUGUAG
Molecule: messenger RNA, 735 nt
Organism: Dovyalis caffra
Lineage: Eukaryota; Viridiplantae; Streptophyta; Magnoliopsida; Malpighiales; Salicaceae
Source: the annotation of a GenBank genome assembly